Pristis pectinata (smalltooth sawfish) is the source of this 2491-nucleotide messenger RNA. Its product is annotated as actin-like protein 6B. The transcript is spliced from 14 exons. NCBI's taxonomy places the organism in Eukaryota, Metazoa, Chordata, Chondrichthyes, Rhinopristiformes, Pristidae. Gene Ontology annotation, molecular function: chromatin binding. Gene Ontology annotation, biological process: regulation of transcription by RNA polymerase II; nervous system development. Gene Ontology annotation, cellular component: NuA4 histone acetyltransferase complex; SWI/SNF complex. Bases 117 to 1397 code for a protein of 426 amino acids. The record is from RefSeq and is a predicted model, not a curated record.
UGCAAUAUCUCUGCCUGCAGCGUGAUACAUUUCAGUCUACGAUAGGCUGACCCAGCAGAGGAGACCUCCUGCAUAUUUCCCGUCCCCUUUCAUUGUAUAGAAGGCAGUGUCCAGCUAUGAGCGGCGGGGUUUAUGGGGGAGAUGAGGUGGGAGCUCUCGUCUUUGACAUCGGUUCCUACACCGUGAGAGCUGGUUACGCCGGAGAAGACUGCCCGAAGGCUGACUUCCCCACCACCGUGGGGCUCCUCAACCACGAUGAGACGGCACUGGAUAUCGACGGCGAUAAGGACACCAAGUCGGGGAAGACUUACUACAUCGAUACCAACUCGCUACACGUUCCCCGGGAGGGAGUGGAGGUCAUCUCGCCCCUGAAGAAUGCGAUGAUCGAGGACUGGGACUGCUUCCAGGCCAUCCUGGACCACACCUACACCAAGCACAUCAAGUCGGAGCCCAACCUGCACCCCGUCCUCAUGUCGGAGGCGCCGUGGAACACCAGGGCCAAGCGGGAGAAACUGACGGAGCUGAUGUUUGAGCAUUACAGCAUCCCCGCCUUCUUCCUCUGCAAGACCGCAGUGCUCACGGCCUUCGCCAACGGCCGCUCCACGGGGCUGGUCCUGGACAGUGGGGCCACGCACACCACCGCCAUCCCCGUCCACGAUGGCUACGUCCUCCAGCAAGGUAUCGUUAAGUCACCGCUGGCAGGGGACUUCAUUUCAAUGCAGUGCAGGGAGCUGUUUCAGGAGAUGAACAUGGAGAUCACCCCCCCUUAUACCAUUGCCUCGAAGGAGCCGGUCCGGGAGGGCGCCUCGCCGAACUGGAAGAGAAAAGAGAAGAUCUCGCACGUUACCAAGUCCUGGCACAACUACAUGUGUAAUGAGGUUAUCCAGGAUUUCCAGGCCUCUGUACUGCAAGUCUCUGACUCACCUUAUGACGAACAGGUCGCUGCACAAAUGCCCACCGUCCACUAUGAGAUGCCCAAUGGCUACAACUGUGACUACGGCGCGGAGAGGUUGCGCAUUCCUGAGGGCCUGUUCGACCCCUCCAACGUCAAGGGUCUGUCGGGGAACACGAUGCUGGGGGUCAGUCACGUCGUCACCACCAGCAUCGGAAUGUGUGACAUCGACAUCCGGCCGGGUCUGUACGGGAGUGUGAUCGUGACGGGGGGAAACACCUUACUUCAAGGCUUCACGGACCGACUCAACAGGGAACUCUCGCAGAAGACGCCUCCUAGCAUGCGUCUGAAGCUGAUCGCCAACAACAGCACGGUGGAGCGACGCUUCAGCCCCUGGAUCGGGGGCUCCAUCCUCGCAUCCCUGGGAACGUUCCAGCAGAUGUGGAUCUCCAAGCAGGAAUACGAGGAGGGCGGGAAGCAAUGUGUGGAGAGGAAGUGCCCCUGAGGGACAGACGUCCCUUCCCUCCCCUCCUCCCCCCCGCAACAUCCGAGGUCACCGCGGCCCUCCGAAAUCUGCCGAGAAGCCAACCUUCACCCCCCCACCCAUCUUCCCUCCUCCAGUCCCUGUCCCAAGGACGAGCCUCCUCUCCCCUCCCCUCCCCUCGCGUGUGCCCCGCACUCCCCCGUCCCCUUCCAAUUCCCUGUACCCGGGCUCCCGCCCCAGGACCGAUCCUGGCCAGGCCCUGACUGCCAAAUCAGGCCAGGUCCUGCCAACUGCGGCAGUCCGGCCUGGAGCCUGAUGGUCUGGGGUCACGUCACUGAGAAGAGGCCCAGGCCUGGCAGAGGCCUUAGGCCCCGGCUCCCCAGAACCGAGAGGCCUUGAGCCCCAGCUCCCUGGAACAGAGAGGACUUAAGUCUCCGGUUCCCUGGAACUGAGGCUUUGAGCGCCAGCUGCCCGGAACCGGGAGGCCCCUGUCUCCAGUUCCCCGGAACCAGGAGGCCUUGAGGCCUCUAAAGCCCCCAGAGCGUCAGCCGCCCCUCUGCACCCUUUCAGCUGGGCUCCGAGGAGGGACUCUUCCUGGGAAGGUGAGGAGGGCAGGAGAUGGGGAGAGGGGAAAGGUCUGUUAUAGUGGAAUGGUCGCCCCUCCCCUAAUUUCCUCCUCGCCCCUCGUGGGACGAUGCCAGCAAAGAACCUUGCCCCAGAUCGCACGGAGCAAGGCCAUUCAGCCCAACGGUUCCCUGCUAGAGUUGACACAACAGGAUCCUCUUCCCACCCACCCCUUUCCACAUCAGCCCCUUCGGGCGGGUUGACCGUGUCCGCGCGGGUGGUGAUGGUCCUCACACGGGUUCUGACGCGGGUGGGACAGAGGAAGAGUUUGCCUUUCCCUCCCCCCCCCCCAACACCCACCCCAACCCCAGCCUGACCUACACCUCACAGCCCACACCCCAGGUCACUCAACAUGCUGCUGACCCCACCCUCCAAUACCCUUGCACGCUCUCCCAACCUCCCUGCUCCCAGGAACCCCACCAGGGAAGGUCUCGCUCUUCAGUUGUCGAUGCUAACAGCUGGGAUUGAUAUCAGCGCCACUACUUCCUCAG